GUGAGGGUUUCCCGCUAUUGGGAGAUGAGUGGACUUUGUCUCGGUUCCUCUUGCAAGACUAAGAAUAAUCUGCGUCACGUAACUUUUUGGGGGAUGAACGGUUAAAAUUACUCGUGACGUGUUACGUGAUUUUUAGAUCACCUAUUGGGUGGCACACCUGAAGAGUCGGUGUGUGCGGUUUGAGUGCAGAACAGGGGACCGAGUCCAGUCAAGCGGAGGAAAUGGUUUCAUGUUUAUAAUUUGACAUAUCUUCGGGUGUUGUCUAAAUAAAAAGGAAGUAGCCUUGCGCUCUGCAGAAGAAUUCAGACAUGCUUGGGCGCAGCUCGGAUGAAGCUGUGUCUGAACCAGCUGUCAGCAAUACCGACGCCCACGGCGGCAGGGGGUCUAAAAAGGGCACCGUUGUGGAGCGAGUGUCCAGAUACGGCAUGCAGGUCAUGCCCAUGCCAGUGCCCGGGGGUUUCCAGCGUAGGACGAGGCUGCAGAGGCAGCAAGAAGUCUGUGACAGCGCCGCUCCGGAGAGGGAGUCGAUCACACCCGCUAUGCGUAAAAAGUACCUGAAGGAGCUGCUUCUGGGGAACUCGUCCAACAGCGGGUUUAGCAGCGUGCUGUCCUCGCAGAAUUACAGCCGCUCCGGCGAGGAGGACACGGAUUGGGCUUUGUAUCCGAUGGAGCACGCGUGGAUGCUCUCAGCGGUGGAGGGCAGCUAUGAAAUCAUCAUGGAUUUUAUCUCAGAGGACCCCCAGCUAUUAACCAGGAAGGAUUUCAUCAGCGGCUACUCGGUCCUGCAUUGGCUGGCCAAGAGGGGACAGGACGAGACUCUGAUCAAACUUUUGCGCUACGCACAAAGCGAGGGCAUCCCCGUGAACGUGAACCUGAAGGGCAGCGGUGGGCUCACGCCUCUGCACCUCGCCAGCAUGCACAGUCAGUACAUGGUCAUCAAGCUGCUGGUCGGAGCUUUCAAUGCCAACGUGGACGCAAUGGACUACAACGGAAAGAGGCCCUGGCAGUAUCUGAGGGAAAACGCCCCGCCGGAGAUGAAGGAGCUGCUGGGGGCCUGGGAUGAAGAGCACAGCUGGGGAUGCACGCAAAACGUCAACAAGAACGGCAACAACAACUGCGCUGGCGCAGUGAACUUGACCGCAUGUGAAGAGGACGAUGCUAUGGAGGCAGAGGAAGUGAAGCACUUUGACCGGACUAAGAGGAGAAGCGGCUGGAGGCUUGGGUCUCUAAAAAAGCUGCUGCCCUCCUUUCCUCCUUUGCUUGGAAGCAAAACAUGAGUGGGGGAUGACACAUACUUUCCAAUAUGUGCAUCAUCACUCCACUAUUUUUAUGUUAGUUUCAGAAGGGGGGGUCGUGAAGACAGUGAAAGGCUAGUUUGUAGGCAAUGAUGACUAUUCAAGCGGUAAAGAUCAAGCUAAAUGUUAAGGCAGCAAGAAUGUGCAGUUUUUCAAGUAUGCUUUCCAGAAACAAAAUACCCAUUUAUAUUGGUGGAUGUGCUUCACUCAUCCAAGACCAGCAGUGUUUACAUGAUGACUGAUUUCUAAACAAAUUUCAGUAAAAUAGCCAAACUUUAAAGUGUUACUUUGUCUUUCAUAAGCUGCUUUUAAUGGACUUUUUCUGCUUCCUGCCCAGACUCAUUUGCGCUACUUAUGUCAACUCCAAUAUUAGUAAUUGGCUGUGUAGGAGCUUUCCCUGCAGUGUAGGAGCUCUGAAAUCAUUUUUUCUAGUUAAUCCUGCUGCUUAUUGAGGCUUCCUUUAAUACCUCUGGUAUUUAUUCCAAAGACUACAAAGUCAGAAGUCAAAUUCACACUAAACAGCAAGUGAACAGUUUUCCAUGAAACUGUGAUGCAGAAGUGUUAGCUGUGUGGUCAAACACAAACCCCCUUUCAGUCCAAGUGCUUCUUUUUGCAGAGCUGUGUCAGCAUGGCAGCUUCUACAUAUUUGAUUUUCCUGAGAAAAGUAAACACUUUGCGGGAGAGAAAAAGACGCCACUCAAGCAUUUCACGUUUGAUCGAUGAUCUUUUAUUGUCAAACAUGAGUAUAACCAGAGUAUCUGUACAAAAUGAUUCCUGCUCCAGAUAACAUGGCUUGUCCCCUGCAGUCAGUCCAUCAGCUGGAGUUCCUGGCGCAUGUUGUGAUGCUGGGAUCCACAGAGCCUCAUGUUUACAGGCCAAGCUUGGUCCUCCUCCAGUGUCU
This is a messenger RNA of Haplochromis burtoni (Burton's mouthbrooder), 2196 nucleotides long. It is a transcript of the gene sowahd, whose product is annotated as sosondowah ankyrin repeat domain family d. The record is from RefSeq and is a predicted model, not a curated record. Lineage: Eukaryota; Metazoa; Chordata; Actinopteri; Cichliformes; Cichlidae. The transcript has 2 exons. The coding region runs from base 309 to 1277 and encodes 322 amino acids. Gene Ontology annotation, molecular function: protein binding.